Molecule: messenger RNA, 1895 nt
Organism: Hipposideros armiger (great roundleaf bat)
Lineage: Eukaryota; Metazoa; Chordata; Mammalia; Chiroptera; Hipposideridae
Product: ras-related protein Rab-26
Exons: 6
Coding region: 349-1236 (295 amino acids)
Molecular function (GO): GTP binding; GTPase activity
Source: RefSeq, a predicted model, not a curated record
CGGUGACUCGGGGUGGGUGGCAGCAAGGGGCCUCGGUCAGUGGAGUUGAUGGGACCAUGUGCAAGGCCUGCAGGGCAGGCAGAGGGAGAACCUGGCCAGACUUAGACACUGCUGGCCAUGGAGGGCAGCAACCUACAAGUCCAUCAGUAUGGACAUCUGAGCAGGAGGGGCUCACGAGGCAUGGGGAGGGGGGGCGGGUAGCUGGGUGGACCUGAGUUCUUGGGUUCAAGGGGAAGCAUUACCUGCAAGUAGAGGAAGGUGAGAUGGUCAGAUGAGAACCAGAGGGUGGGCACUGACGGCAGAGCCCAGCUAGCUGAGGGGCAGACCGAAUAAGAAUGAAUCCAGGGCAUGCCAGGGGACUCUCAAUUUCAGGUUCAGUCCUGGCCUGGCAUUGCCUGCCUCUCCCCCAGCCUCCCCACUUGGGAGCCCCCUGCCAGAGGGUGGCAUUGGGCCCCUUGUUGGAGCUGGCUGGUUGUGUUUCAGAACAAAGUUCUGGACGUGGAUGGCACGAAGGUGAAACUGCAGAUCUGGGACACGGCUGGCCAGGAGAGGUUCCGCAGUGUCACCCAUGCCUACUAUCGUGAUGCUCAUGCACUGCUGCUGCUCUAUGAUGUCACCAACAAGGCCUCCUUUGACAACAUCCAGGCCUGGCUGACGGAGAUCCAGGAGUAUGCUCAGCACAACGUGGUGCUCAUGCUACUAGGGAACAAGGUGGACUCUGCCCAGGAGCGUGUGGUGAAGAGGGAGGAUGGGGAGAAGCUGGCCAAGGUGAGUUGGGGUGAGGGACUGUCCCAGGGGUGGCCCCCUUGGGGCAGUAGGGCCUGGGUUGUCCCCACCAGGCUGCCACCCUGCUGGCAGCAGCUGUUUGCAGGAGUAUGGGCUGCCUUUCAUGGAGACCAGUGCCAAGACAGGCCUCAACGUGGAUUUGGCCUUCACAGCCAUAGCAAAGGAGUUGAACCAGCGCUCCACGAAGGCCCCCAGCGAGCCCCGCUUCCAGCUGCACGACUAUGUCAAGAGGGAGGGCCGUGGGGCCUCCUGCUGCAGACCGUGAACCUGGCUGGGCACAGCCACCGGGGUUCCUGCUCAGAGGCCCAGGCUCAGCCCAGCCCCUGCAAAUCUGGUCUACAGGUCUCUCUGGCAUGUCACCCAGUGGUCAAUCCUAGGGUGCCCAUUUCCAGGACUCCCAGGCUAAGCCUUGCCUGUCACCCUGGUGGCAAUCUACAGCCUCAGUCCUAACAAGUGUUUCAGGGAGCCAGUGGGUCUGCGGCCCCCACUUCAUCUGCUGCCUGAGGGCAUUCUGUACAGCAAAGGGCACCCAGCAAUGUAGACUGGGGUGCCUCCUCCCCGGCUCACUAUGGCCCUCUGCUGCCCCCUCCUGGACAUGCUCAGCUUUGAGGCUAAGCAGCAGUGACCCCACGUGUACAGUGCCUAACCCCUUAGAAAGCCAUGUCUUCAGCUGCACACGCUGCCCAGACAGGGAAUGGCAGGGCUCCUGCCCCUGCCCGAGGUAGAGGGCUUCACCAAGAAUCACAUGCGUUUGUGCCAAGGCCCAGGGCUGCGUGUUCCCAGCCCACCCACUAGGAGGCUCUGGUUCAAUCAACAAGGUACUCCUCUCAUGGUUCCUUGGAGGAUGCCAAGACUGUUGCUUUGUAAUACAAGGAAUAUCAUGUGGCAAAUCACAGAAAUGUCAGGGAAACUAGGACUGCCAGCCCUUGCUUGCUGACGAGGGUACCAUCUUGGCAGACCGUGGUAUUGGGCAUGGCUUGCCCACAGCUGAGGCCUGUGCUUGGCGAGGUCAACCUAAAAAGGCUGGUAGUGCACUCCUUGUACUAAAAUCUUCGAGUCUGUUCAUUCUUUGUUUUCAAUCUUAGUGAAUAAAUUUGUGUUUUCUGGAA